This is a messenger RNA of Pteronotus mesoamericanus, 641 nucleotides long. It is a transcript of the gene RBP7, whose product is annotated as retinol binding protein 7. The record is from RefSeq and is a predicted model, not a curated record. Gene Ontology annotation, molecular function: fatty acid binding. Gene Ontology annotation, cellular component: cytosol; nucleus. The transcript has 4 exons. Bases 64 to 468 code for a protein of 134 amino acids. Lineage: Eukaryota; Metazoa; Chordata; Mammalia; Chiroptera; Mormoopidae. Gene Ontology annotation, biological process: fatty acid transport.
CCGCACUUAGGGCCGAGCGCGCCGCCCGCCAGCCCGUGCGCCCCCGAGUCGCCCAGCCCCACCAUGCCCGCCGACCUCAGCGGCACUUGGAACCUGCUCACCAGCGACAACUUCGAGGGCUACCUGCUGGCUCUAGGUAUUGACUUUGCCACUCGUAAGAUAGCCAAGCUGCUGAAGCCACAGAAAGUGAUUGAGCAAAAUGGGGAUUCUUUUACCAUACACACGUACAGCAGCCUAAGGAACUACCUUGUUCAAUUUAAAGUUGGAGAAGAAUUUGAUGAAGAUAACAAAGGCCUGGAUAACAGAAAAUGCAAGAGCUUGGUCACCUGGGACAAUGACAGACUCACCUGUGUCCAGAAGGGGGAAAAGAAGGACAGAGGCUGGACCCAUUGGAUUGAAGGCGACAAGCUCCACCUGGAAAUGUUCUGCGAGGGCCAAGUGUGCAGGCAGACGUUCCAGAGAGCCUGAUCCGCGUCCAACAGCGGGGCCGCGCAGGGCUGAGGCUUAAUACCAGGCCAUAUUCCAGAAUGAACAGGUGUCAACCUGUCCUGGCUUGGUGAUGGGGCCUUGUGGUCAGAGAGCCUGCGCCAGAAACCACUUGCAUUGUGGGAAAGCUGUUUCGCUUCAAUAAACCUGUCCGA